Molecule: messenger RNA, 1169 nt
Organism: Planococcus citri (citrus mealybug)
Lineage: Eukaryota; Metazoa; Arthropoda; Insecta; Hemiptera; Pseudococcidae
Exons: 4
Coding region: 159-806 (215 amino acids)
Source: RefSeq, a predicted model, not a curated record
UAUUGAUAACGACUGAUAACGAUUUCGUUCCACCGGUUUCGCUAAGGCUACUAUCCUAGUUUCGCAGUUUCGCGACACGUGAUUAUUCAGUUUAGUAUUUUGUUGUUAUAAUCAUCAUUCAUAAUUAAAGUAAUUAAUUUCUACUGCAUUCUGCUAAUAUGGAUAAUAAACUCGUUAUAAAUCGCUUGCCUCCGGUGGACAGGUGUACGUUUGAAUCAUGUCGAAAUAUUCUAAACAAUUUCAACUUCAUUAAUGGUAGUUUCGUGAAGUUAGAACUGUGUAAAAAUCAAUCGGACCGAUGGUGGCGAGUUACACUUUCGUCUAAUGACAAGGACAGAACAUCUGGUCAUCGUGGAAAAAUACCAUAUCCAGGGCAUAUACCGCCCGCCAAAGUUAACGGCCAUCGGGUAAUGAAAUCUUACGCUGAAAAUGUAUUCUCUUCUAUCUAUUUCGAAGUUCAACAAAUCUAUCGAGUAAAAAGUGAUGAUGGCGAAACAACGCAUUGGUGUGUUGAAUUACGCCAGAAACUUGUAGCACAAAAGAUUAAAUCAUUUACUGAAUCAACUGGAGUAUUGGUUGUUGCAUCUUUUUUUCACGAUGACGAUCCUGAUAUACCGUCAGAGAUAAAAGCAUUAAUUAAGACGGUCAAGAAAACACCAACCCAGAAUGUUACAGAUAAAGUGUCUGAUACUGAAGUUGGCGUAAAAGGUAGACAACAACGAAAAAGAAAAAACAACGUUAUGCCGAUCCCAAAAACUACUGAUUCUAUGGAGGAUAAUCAUGUUAAAAAUCGUAGAAAACGAUAGUACCAUUCGCCUCAAAGAAAUGAGAAUUCAGAUAUCAGGAAGAGCUGUAGAAAUCGUCCAAAAUUGCGUUAAAACCAAGAAAUUUUACUUUUUUUCAAAUUAAAAAAAAUAUAUAUUUAGCUACCUACUAAGAAAUAAGAAUAAUGCAUAAUAUAAAUACCGAGAUACCUGUUAUUCUAUGUACCUAUGUCUCCAACAAGUUUUUGAAAAAAAAACACUUGAAAAUUUCAAGAUGAAUGUGACGUAGAUAUUAGAUAAUCAUCGUACCAUCGCAAUAGGUGCCAAAAUUGUAUACUAUCCGGUGGCGUGUAACGAACCAAAUAGGUACCUACUUGGCCAAUAAAAACGUCAUUGAUAAUGUAA